AACAGUCGAGCGCCAGAAUAUCGCGCGAUGAUUGCGGCAUCGUAACCUUAAAUAAUGAAAAAGAUGCACCGCGGCGACAUAACCGUUCCAAACAAUGACAACUGACAAUAAUACAGAGGUAAACAAUAAAAGUUGCGGAUGAAACCUACUCUCUUUAGAAACGUCUUUAGUCCGAGUGCGCAAAUGGUUAUAAACAAGCCCUUGAGUUUAACUGCAUUAACGAUGGCAAAAAGUAAGUACGAGUACGUUAAGGACUUCGAGGUAGAGGAUAAGUGCUUGCCGAACUGUUGGAUCGUCGUUCGUAUUGAUGGACGAGGCUUCUCCAAGUUUGCCGAAGCCCACCAGUUUGUCAAACCGAAUGACAUUGCUGCUUUGGAGCUGAUGAACCGAGCCGCCGUUACUGUUAUGGACGAUUUCAGAGAGAUCGUACUUUCUUACGGACAAAGUGACGAGUACUCCUUCGUUUUCAGAAAAGAUACUCAACUCUUUAAGCGCAGAGGCUCCAAGCUGAUGUCCAAUGUGAACUCGCUUUUCACCUCUGCCUACGUCUAUCACUGGCCAAGAUUCUUUCGUGGCAGAGAACUCCACUACCCACCCUCUUUUGAUGCCAGAGUUGUUCUUUAUCCAACGGAUAAAAAUCUGCGGGAUUAUCUUGCUUGGCGCCAAGCUGAUGUCCAUGUCAACAAUUUAUACAAUACCUGUUUCUGGAAUCUUGUCCUGAAGAGAAAAAUGACUGCAACUCAAGCAGAAGAAAAAUUAAGAGGCACUUUAGCUGCUCAUAAAAAUGAAUUACUUUUCCAAGAGUUUGGCAUCAACUACAACAACGAACCCCCCACAUUCAGGAAAGGAACCACACUGGUCCGAAAGCUGGUUCCUGACGGUAAUGGCAGACUGAAGCCCUUGGUCGUAGCCUUGGUUGAUGACAUUAUUGGGGAUCGAUUUUGGAAGGAAAAUCCAGAAGUUAUAGGAUUGAAAAGCUUGGCCACUUUUCAGCCCUCUGGUCUUCCAAGCAACCCCCCACUUCCUCAGCCUUCAGCAGUCCAUGUGGUGCACCCAGGUCAUGCCACUCAUCACCAAGUAAACAAUAAAACUCCGGCUGUAACUGGUCGUCCUAAUACCCUAAAUGCACUGAAUACGUUGAAUACGUCGAACGAGGAUGGAAAUACUGAGAGAAACCCAGAAGCGGACAAACACAAAAUGCAGUGUGAACCAUCUGAGAGUGAUAGAGCCCGAUGUAAGCCAUAAGUUAUUUAAUCGAAAACAGGAAAAUCUGCACUAAUUUAAAACCAAUGGAAGAUGCUCUAGUUCUCUGUGAAAGGAAAACGAUGUGGGACCCUCUAUCUUUGCCUCACAUAAUGUUAUUAGUAAUUGAAAUAUUUUGCCAAGUUUUAUACUUCAGUACCCUGCCAAUGUCGAGUGACGGCUAGUGAGCCAUUCGAUAGGGGGACACAUAUUGCAGCUAUAUCUUUUGACUGGAGCACAUUCCGUGAGUUAAAAUUUAGUGGAUAUCUGUUUAUAUGCGUGGUGUGAGAUUUUCAUGAAUGUUCCUCACCCUGUUCUCGAGCUAAUGAAUGAAACUGCAAAUGCUGCACAAUUUUGAGCUCAAGGCACACAGCUUACCAUAAAUUAUUCAAAACCGCAGAUCUGUUCUUACUUACGUAGACGUAAAAAGUAAAGAAUAAUUGUGCGAGAGAUUGGAGAGAUAUUUUCAACAUUGACUAAGAAAACAAGAAGCAGAAAUAAAUUGGAAAAAAAAAUCACAGUCUGAAGACUAUUGACGUGGAAUGCGUUACAAUUUUAUUACUUACGAGUUUAUACAAUAUGUAGUUAUUAUUAAAUUAACAAUCACACCGUGAAAUAAUACUAUAUGUAUAAGACAAUGGUAAGUGGUUAAUUUUAUACCGAUAAAAUACACUAUAUACAUGAAAUAAUUCUCUAACCAGAAGUAAAUAUUUGUUUAUUCUAACUGAGAGGCACGGAAGUAAUAACGAAAUGAUGCUGCAAACGAAAUCAUGGCAUAUUUCGUGUAAUAUCUAGGUCUAGUUGUUGGUUGCAAAGACUGUAGCGAUGCAGUAAACUGAUCAGAAUUCAGAGUGUGUAAGUUGUGAAACUAGCUUGGAAUUGAAUUGCAGACUGAAGAUUACAUUGAUCUGCCUCCAUUGAUUGGUAUUUCGAAGAUACGGAAUAUUACGUUUUCUUGGUGGCAG
This is a messenger RNA of Neodiprion virginianus, 2207 nucleotides long. RefSeq names its product probable tRNA(His) guanylyltransferase (gene THG). The coding region runs from base 139 to 1245 and encodes 368 amino acids. Gene Ontology annotation, biological process: tRNA modification. The transcript is spliced from 3 exons. Gene Ontology annotation, molecular function: magnesium ion binding; tRNA guanylyltransferase activity. The record is from RefSeq and is a predicted model, not a curated record. NCBI's taxonomy places the organism in Eukaryota, Metazoa, Arthropoda, Insecta, Hymenoptera, Diprionidae.